This is a messenger RNA of Cooperia oncophora, 246 nucleotides long. NCBI's taxonomy places the organism in Eukaryota, Metazoa, Nematoda, Chromadorea, Rhabditida, Trichostrongylidae. The record is from the annotation of a GenBank genome assembly.
GUAUGGAACUGUGUUCCGUUGGUGGUUUGCCUUGAAAAGGACGAACGAGGAUUAGGAUUUUCUAUUGUUGAUUACCAACUUAUCCAAAAUGUCACCCGUUCAGAUCCAUCGCAUCCAGGAGAGUCAGUGAUUGUGGUGCAGUCUUUGGUACCUGGUGGAUUGGCUCAAGCUGAUGGUCGGAUUGUUCCGGGUGAUCGAUUGCUCUUUGUCAAUCAGCACGACCUGAGCAACAGCAGUCACAUCUAA